This is a messenger RNA of Pisolithus orientalis, 432 nucleotides long. RefSeq lists its product as uncharacterized. The record is from RefSeq and is a predicted model, not a curated record. Bases 1 to 432 code for a protein of 143 amino acids. NCBI's taxonomy places the organism in Eukaryota, Fungi, Basidiomycota, Agaricomycetes, Boletales, Pisolithaceae. The transcript is spliced from 4 exons.
AUGCCAUCCAUGUUCAACCUUAUCCCUCCUUCUGAUGUUGCACCACAGGUUCAUGUACAAUGGAUAGAGACCGCUGCCACAAAGCUCCUUGACAACUCACUUUUCCUGCAAGACAGUUUUGAUGAGAAUUGUCCUGAGUCCUUCAACAAUUCAGUUCCCCUUUCCUGUCUGGUUCUUGUCGCAGCUGCAUAUCAUUGUGUGUUGGACGGAUUUGCAAAGAAUGGCACAGGAAAGAUGAUGCCUCAAUUCUCCAGCAAGGCUUACAAUUCCAUUUUCCAUGGCAUGAUGAAGGUGCUGAACAACAUCCUUCAUAAUCCCUAUCACAGCACGAGGUUGCAUGAUCAGCUUUCUCAGUGGGCAAAGGAAGGAAGGAUGUAUGCAAUUGAUGCCAAUGCUCCUGUUCCUGUCAUACCUGCUGUGAACUGUUCCUAG